AUGCAGUGGCUCUGGGGCUCAAAGCCGCCUCGUCUAGAGCCCGUUGAGGGUGAUAUUGUGUACCCCACUCAUUUUAUGGAUAACAAGGCAAUCUUUGACGGUAUGCUUCUGGCUUCAGCAUGGCAGUUCAACGAUGUCCUUGACGCAGACAAACUCCAUGGUUCAUUCUGUCGCCUUCUUGAGAUUGGCGACUGGAGGAAGUUGGGUGGGCGCUUCAGGCGACCUCCUGGGCAGAGGUCCUGGGAGCUUCACGUGCCAGCCGAGUUCACGCCAGAACGACCGGCAGUAGUCUAUACGCACGAGGUGUUCGAUGUGAAGGUCCAGGAGCAUCCAUUGGCUCGCCAGAUCCCCAGACCAUCCACCGGAGGCCCAAAGUUUCAUCCAUCCCCUGUGCCACUGCGGCCGCUUAUGGUCAGGCCAGGUGCUGCCGAGACGAUGGAGGAGUUUCUCAGCAGAGACGAUCCGGCGCUGGCUCUUCAUAUUGCAUCCUUCCAAGAUGGCACCAUAGUCAGUCUGACCUGGCCACACUGCCUCAUGGACAUGAUGGGUCUCAAAAGCCUGGUUGAGGCAUGGUCCCUAGUCUUAGCAGGGCGAGAAGCCGAACUUCCUGUUCUCGCCGGCGCGCGUGAGGACAUCUUGUAUGAGAGUACAAACUUGGAUCUUGCUAAGAAAGAGACAUCUGUUAUUGAGCAAGAUCGCCUAGAUGGAUUUCGCAUCAUCUUCUUCGCGUUGUGUCUCUUGUGGGAUAUCAUUUGGAAUCGAAUUGAGGCCCGAAUCCUGUAUUUGCCUAAAAAGACUGUGGAAAAUCUGAGGUCUGAAGGUCUUCGCGAUAUCAUCGCGGAUUCAAAGCCUGAUGCAGAAACACCGUGGAUUAGCGAAAGUGAUGCGCUGCUUGCCACUUGGGCCAAGGCUUUGGCUCAAUCUCAGCCAAGUCCUCGACCAAUCAUUGCGAUGAACCCUUUUGACAUGCGUGGACGAGCUCCUGGGUUCAGCAACUCAGGCCAGGAAGUGUACAUCCAAAAUGUUGUGACAGAGAGCUUCACAACUCUGCCCACUAGCCUUCUCUCUUCUUCCAUUGGACAGAUUGCAUUGUCGUGCAGGAGGUCCUUGCAGGAGCAGAUAGCGCCGGCGCAAAUACUUGCAUUGCUCCGGAGCCUCCGUCAACUUUGGGAUUCUGGCAAGGACGUUCAAAUUCUCUCAGGGCCAGCUAAUGCUACCCUGCUGGUUACGACCAACUGGGCCAGGGGCAAUCUCUUCCACAUUGCUGAUUUUGGACCAGCCGUGGUAAAACAAGGGGAAGGUGAGAGUGAGAGGACCAACCCAGUAGGAAUGUCUCGUUUCUUUGUCACUAUUCCACUCAAGCUCAGUCCGACAGCAAGAAACUCUAUGACUCAACUUGGGAAAGAUCACGACGGAAAUACUUGGGUAAUGGGCCUAUUCAAUCUUCGAACCUGGAAGGCUAUUGAAACUUUGGUUGAGGGCUAUUCUUAG
Clonostachys rhizophaga is the source of this 1491-nucleotide messenger RNA. NCBI's taxonomy places the organism in Eukaryota, Fungi, Ascomycota, Sordariomycetes, Hypocreales, Bionectriaceae. The record is from the annotation of a GenBank genome assembly.